Sarcophilus harrisii (Tasmanian devil) is the source of this 5793-nucleotide messenger RNA. RefSeq names its product G protein-coupled receptor 20 (gene GPR20). Gene Ontology annotation, cellular component: membrane. The coding region runs from base 236 to 1288 and encodes 350 amino acids. The transcript has 2 exons. Lineage: Eukaryota; Metazoa; Chordata; Mammalia; Dasyuromorphia; Dasyuridae. Gene Ontology annotation, molecular function: G protein-coupled receptor activity. The record is from RefSeq and is a predicted model, not a curated record. Gene Ontology annotation, biological process: phospholipase C-activating G protein-coupled receptor signaling pathway; positive regulation of Rho protein signal transduction.
UGCCCCCAGCUAGAGCCGCCUUUGCCCAAAAGGGGCCGGGGAGACUCAGCAAACUCCUGACGUCCUGCUCGGGCUCCGUUCCCACUCCCCGAGUGACUUCAGGGACAGACGGGACGGACAUCCGACCGGCGGGGGACUGAAGCACACCGGACCGACGGAGGAGAGGGACCGCAGUGGAGCUGAGGUUUCCUUGCAGCUCUUCCAGCGAACCGGGCAGUGAGUGCUGGUUGCCAUCAUGCCAUCCUCCUCCGCUCAGGAACCCUCUCUCCUUGUCGGUCCCAAUGCCACAACUCCAGCCAACAGCAGCCUGGAAGAGAGCCAGUUCUUCUACGCUUUCUCACUCCUGGACAAGGAGCUCCACGACAGCUUUCCCAGCCUGUGGGUGGCCCUGAUGGUCGUCAAUGGGACCAUCUUCCUCGUGGGCGUGGCCCUCAACAGCCUGGCCCUCUACGUCUUCUGCUUCCGUACAAAGACUAAGACCACCUCCAUCAUCUACACCAUCAACCUGGUGGUGACAGACCUGCUGGUGGGUCUGUCACUGCCCACGAGGUUCAUCAUCUACUAUGGGGCUCAGAACUGUCUCAACUGCUCUCUGGUGCACGUCUUCAGCUACUUCGUCAACAUGUACUGCUCCAUUCUCUUUCUCACCUGCAUCUGUGUGGACCGUUACCUGGCCAUCGUCCAGCUGGAGGCCUCGAGGAAGUGGAGGAACCCCAGCUGUACCAAAGGCAUCUGCGUCUUCAUCUGGGUCUUCGCCGUGGUGGUGACCUUCUCCGUGCUCACCGCGGCGGUGCAGGGAGGCUCCUGCUGCCGCCUCUUCGCCUUGACGGUCUUUGAGUACUUCCUGCCUCUGGUGGUCAUCACCUUUUUCACCGGGAGGAUCAUGUGCGCUCUGUCCAAGCCCAAUCUCAUGCACCAGAGCCGCGAGCGGCGAAUGCGCGCCGUCCAGCUACUCCUUUCGGUGCUCAUCAUCUUUCUGGUGUGCUUCACGCCGUUCCACGCGCGCCAGCUGGCCGUCUCCCUCCGUCCUCAAGCCGUGUCCAAAGAAGCGGGUCUGGUGGCUUACCACGUCACCAUCACCCUCAGCAGCCUCAACAGCUGCAUGGACCCCAUCGUCUACUGCUUUGUGACCAACAGCUUCCAGGCCACCGUCCGGGGCCUCUUCCGCAGAAGCGAGCCCGAGCAGACCAGCGGGGAGGUCAUCAGCAUGCACAAGAGCUCCAAGGGCUCCCUCCACAACGCCAUCGUCCCCUGCCCCCGCGCUCCCACCGACGGGCCCCGAGUGUAGCCGGGCCGUAGGAGAGACCAGACGACGCGCAAGGUGUCGCGGAAAAAUCCUGGAAUUGGAGUCACGGACUCUGCUCUGCUCCUGACUCUCCGUGUGACCUUAGUCGAGUCUCCGCUUAGGUGGAGAUGAAGUUUCCUCAUCUAUAAAAUCAAGUCUUGACCCACGUGAGCUCUAAGCUCACAUAAGAGCUCAGAAACAUUCUUUCCAACUCCAUUGGGACUCUGAUGACCUUAGUUCUAAGGAUGGUUCCAGGUGGGCUUCCACCUCUAUUCCGCCUCUGCCUCCGUGUGUGAACUCACACAAGUCCCUUCAACUGUGUAUGCCUUCAUUUUCUCCUCUACCAAAUGGGGAAGAUAAUGUCUGACCUUCCUACCUCAUGGGGGAGUAGAGAGGGUGAGAGCAGCCUGUGAUGUGUACGUCAUUAGAUACUUACAGACACAUCUGGCCAGGGCAAAUGGACAUCAGAUUUAGUUACCUGAUCCUCCCCUAAAUAGUGUUUUCUGGUGACUGAGGGGUUAGUUAGCAAUUAUUUCUUUAGUUCUAGGCAUUUCCCCAAUUUUGGUUAAUUUGGUAUGUGGGUACAGUCUCUGUGCCCCCAUAAGUCUUAGGCACAGGAAGGGGAGAAUUGGGGGGAAAUGUGGGAGAAGAGUAGAGAAAGGAAAGGGGAAGAAUCAAAGUAAGAAAGGAGCAAACCAAAGAUGCCUCAAAUGGAGAGGGAUAGAGGAGAUACCAUCCAUGAUCACCUCAGGGUGUAUAUAUACAGAUGUCCCCUGGGCCUCACAUUAGUACCGGAUCUGAAGCUUUUCAGAAACACUUUCCCAUCUAAUCCAUUGUCUUAGCUUUAAAACAGCCUGGAAGGAUGGCAGGAAAAGGUCUCUAUCCUGAUCUUAGCAUGGAGCCAGAAGCAAAGUGAUUAAUAAAUGCACAAUGAUGUCAAUUGUCCCCAUUGUUUUUAGAGAAGGAAACUAAGAUGCAGAGAAUGCAUGCAUCUAGCUCUCAACUAAGGGAUCCUUUCUCUAAACAUCAUCACCUCCCUUCAUCUUAAGCAUUAGCUUCCCACUGCUGAUGGUCAGAGUCUCCUAUGUGUGUCCCACCUGAAUAAAAGCAGAGUAGACUUCUGAGGGAGUUCCAAGUAGGGUUUCCAAUUAGAAUUUCUGACUUACCUGCACCUGUUUGGUAUACAUAGAAACUUAGAGCUAAACAGGGACAUUUUCCUGAACCUGAGGACCUCCACCUGUACUGAUGGAAAGCUCUUAGCCCAGAGAUUAAUCUAGAGCCUGCCCAAAGUGGAUCAGAGACCUCUCUUUGUGCUCAGGAUAGGUAAAAGGUACUUUGGAAGUACCCUGCCUCCUCCAUUCCCAGUCUGCCUCCUCAAAUAUAUAACGUUUGAGUUGGAAUAUAGAUAGGUCAUGCCUUAGCUGCUAGCAUGGAGGCAGUGGAGUAGAUAGAAUCCUGGAUCUGGAGUCAGGAAAACCUGAAUUCAAAUCCUGCUUCAGAUACUAGUCAUGUGACUCUUUGCAAGAGACAUAAUCUCUGUCUGCCUCUGUUUCCUCUUCUGUAAAAUGAAAAUAAUAAUAGCACUGACCUCACAGAAUUGUAGUAAGGAAAAAUAUUAAAGCAUUUUGCAAACCUUAAAGUACUAUCUAAAUGUUAGUAAUUUUUAUUCUAUGAGCUCUGCCUCCCCACCACCAAAAAAACCAUUUCAUUGAUGAAGGAAAGAAGUGCUGACCCCCUCCCCUAAAUUUGUCACAGUCCCACUUGCUAAAAACCAAUAGUUCUGUUUAUUGAGAGCUAAUCCUUGAGUGUCCUAAUACCUUUCCUUCUCUGAAGUCCUAGGGAAUCAUUCCAGAAAUCCUACUCAUUCAGUAACGUCUUUAGAAGUUCCUCCUAGGUCAGAAGGGAAUUUUCUAGUGUGGCACAUUGGAGGGAGAACCAGAUAUGAAGUAUACAGGACCUGGAUUCAAAUCCAGACUCUCCUAAUUACUACCAGCAUAUCAUAAAUUAGGCCCCCAGUUUCCUCAUCUGUAGAAUGAGGGCACUGGACUAAGCUUCUGUGGGGGUUGCAAACUCAUAUGGGGUCAUGUAACUGAAUGUAAAAUUGUGACUUAUAAAUGUUUGAUUUGUAUGCCUAUUUUAUAUAUCUGUAUACCCAGGGUCUCAAGUGAAAAAGGGUUGCAAGUGGAAAAAAUUGAAGAAGCUCUCGAUUGGACAAAAUCUAGGAUUCCUUCUUGCUCUGAAGUCCUAUAAUUCUGAGUUCUAAGCUACUUGGCCCUUGACAAAAUGGAGACACUGAAGAGUUCAUAUUUAGAAAUAACCCUAUCCCCUCUUUAGUUCUUGCUUCCCUAGUCUUGAUAUUUUCUUCCCACUCCCUCUCCAGCAUCAACAUGCUCAGAUGCUUUGUUUUUCUUCAGAUGGGACAACCCACCCUCCAACUCAAUGCUUUUCCAAUGGCUGACCACCGUGUUUUAAUGCUCCUUCUCACCUUCAUGCCCAGGGUUCCUUUAAGACUCCAUUCAAAUCCCACCUUCUGCAAGAGGCCUUUCUCAGCUUUUGAGUGCUCCCUCUUCCCCCGGCAAUGCUUUCUCUCUGAGAUUACCUUCCAUUGCAUUAUAUCCAUCUUGUAAAUAUAAAUUAUAUGUUUUCUUCCAUUAGAAUGGAAGUUCCUUGAAGGCUUGGAAGGCUGCCUUGCCUUGAUUUGUACCUAUGGCACUGAGCACAGUACCUAGUAUAUAGCAAAAACUUAACAAAUGCUUGUUGAUGGACUAUCUAAAGACUUCAAGGCUAGUCCACGAGUUUAAAUGUCUAAGAAUCCUUUUUGACUUGAGGUGCUCAGAUCAGAAUGUUCUCCCUGUAGUUAAGCAGGAAGAUUUCUCAGUAACACCCAGUUCCCACCAGAAGGAUGACUACCUAUUCUUCCUAUGUGUAAAGCUGAUUCUACCUUCGAGCAUUUUUUCCCGUGCCUUGAGCUGAUUCCUCCAACUCCAAUUUGCAGGAGAAAAAUGUUAGAGGUGAUAGAGGAAGAAUUAGGGAAGUGACCCUGGCCAGCAGCUUAGUUCCCUGCCCUCUUAUUGAGGGAAGCAUUGCCCAAGCAGACCCUGCAGCAGAGAACCUUCCUGGAUAUGUUUCUUUAGGGAGUUCUGGGGUAUUUUUUAGGUCCACCCCUAAGCCGUAAAAUGAGCCUCCAGAGUAAGAGGUGGGAGACCUCCUGAACUGGAAAGAUGCUACCAUUUAGCUAAAUGUUCCCCUGGCUCCCUGAAGCUCUAAGACCCAAAUCCAUAAGAAUAAGGAAUAACUGUUGAUAUUGAUAAAGAUGGAGGAAGAUGAACUCAAGCACGGGAAUCUUCCCAGAGAACUGCUCCCAUUCAGCCCUGGCUCUGCUCAUGAUUUGCCAUGUGAUCUCGAGGAAGGCACAUUUUCCUUUGGGGUUUUAGGUCCCUCUUCUGCAAGUGAGAUCAUCUCUAAAGUUCCUUCCAGUUUGGAUAUUCUGUUCUAUGAUUCCAAAAUCCAAAGAAAGACCAGCAGCAUCAAUGAUGAUGGAGGAAAUGAGAGCCCUUUGGGACAGAGAGGGGAAAUCCUAUCUUGUCACCUUCCACUUCAUCCUCCAAGCAGUACCCCUGUAUUGCUUUAUAUCUUCCAGGCUGUCCUGCUUCAGUACCACCAGGAGCAUCUGCUUCUUGGUCUGUGAUGUAAGCCUGGGUAAUAAAGAUAGAGGUAUUAGGUAUGGGCUGGAAGAGACAGCCUUUCCCCUGCAAAGGCUUUCUCUAGGGUGAGAGUUCAGGGACGCAAGCUUGGCUGGUGUUCCAAGUCCUGAGCAAGGUCUUUCCCAAUCUAGACCUAGUGUUCUCUCCUCAUUGAAAAUGUCUUAGAUCUCUUGGUGUAUAUAUGUUGCAUUUACUUAUUUGUGUACUGGUUGUACCCCUUGGGAGAACAUGACAUCCUCGGGCAGAGGUGAUUUUGUUCCUGUUUUUGUAUUCCCCAGUUCCUAGCACAGUCCCUCACAGUAGUUAGCAUAGUAAGUCAUGUUUGUUGAGUUGAUUUGAACACUUCAUUUUACCAAAGGGGAAAGAGAUGCCCAGAGAGGGGAAGUGAUUUUUAGAGGGUAACCCAGCAAGGACACUGGUGUGGCCAGAAUCAGAGUCUCCAGAGGCCGGGACCAGCCAGGGCUCUUUCCACUAGGCCAGAAGGUGAUAAAUAUUUGCAAGCCACCACCCCUCCCCCAAUCCCCAAACUAAUUUUUUUUUAGUAGAAGAAAAUGUCAUGUGUAUUUAUAUCAGAUGUAAACAAUUCCUGUAAUGAGACGUCCUGAAUUAAAGCUGUUUAUUCUGACUGAGUGGCCUCCACUUCUAGAGCUCUGGGCAGAUCCACUGGACUAAGCUCAGCAGGCCCAGGGAACAGCAGGUUGUUUCUGGAGUGUGACCAGGUCGUUGUGACCCAGGGAGGCCCCAGGUGGUGGGGAAAGCGGAGGGGAGGAGACCAGCCUACCUUGGACACACUCCCAAAUAAGU